UGGCACUUUGGACAGUCUAUGUAAGGAUUUCGAGGUCACGUGACUCGCGUGUCUCCAACCUGCACUCUCCCAGCUAGCUGUCAGCGCUCGCUCACAAUAACGUAAAGGAUGGCGGGGGAUCCUAUGUCAUGUGACUGCUUUGUUUCCUUGCCACCUGGCUCCCGUAAUGACCAAGUCAUUUUUGGUAAGAACUCUGACCGUCCUCGGGAUGAGGUGCAGGAGGUCGUCCACUACCCUGCAGCGUCCCACAGGCCAGGCACCUUACUAGAGUGUACCUACAUCCAGAUCCCUCAGGUGGAGCAUACCCAUGCUGUCGUCCUCAGUAAACCAGCGUGGAUGUGGGGGGCUGAAAUGGGAGCCAAUGACCAAGGAGUGUGUAUUGGGAAUGAGGCGGUCUGGACUCGGGAGGACGUUGCUCCUGGAGAGGCUUUAUUAGGCAUGGAUCUGUUAAGGCUGGGACUUGAGCGUGGUGGUAGUGCCUGGGCGGCGCUCACUGCCAUCACUGACUUGCUGGAGCAGCAUGGUCAAGGAGGUCCGUGCAGGGAGGAUCCAAAACCCUUUAGCUAUCACAACACCUUCCUUCUGGUGGACCGGAAAGAGGCCUGGGUGCUGGAAACUGCUGGAAGACUGUGGGUCGCCCAGAAAAUCUCAGAGGGCGUCAAGAACAUCUCUAAUCAGUUGACCAUUAGCACUGAGAUCUCAGCUGAGCAUCCGGAGCUGCGGAGCGUGGCCCAGAUUCAAGGCUGGUGGGACGGUGAGGUGGAGUUUAACUUCUCUCAAGUGUUCAGCCCUGAAAAGCCACCCGCCAGGAUGGAGAUAGCCAAACAGCGCUACAAGGGGGGCACACAGCUCCUGCAAGAACAUGAUGGUACCAUGACAGCAGAGAAGAUGAUUUCAAUUCUAAGAGACAAGCCCAGCGGCAUCUGCAUGGACUCUGAAGGUUUCUGCACCACAGGCAGCAUGGUCUCCAUACUACCCAGAGAUUCCAGCCUGCCCUGCAUCCACUUCUUCACUGCUACCCCAGACCCUUCUAGGUCUGUAUUCAAGCCUUACAUCUUUUCUGACGAUUACAUCCCAGUGCUCAGGGUGGUCUCCCCAGAGUUUGGCCCUGACGAUCCUGUAAAGAAGGAACCACGUUUUCAGGGCCAAGUGGACCGCAGACAUGACCUGUAUAAAGCCCAUCAGGAGGCACUGUACACCAUGAAGAGUGAUCCGGAGGUGUGCCCAGGUCCAGCUCUGCAGUCGUGUGGCCCUUGGCCGAGUGAUUGAGGGGAGGUACCUACCUGCAGUCCUCCUCAAUCAGAUCGAAAUGAUGACAGCUGUGUCUAAUCACCAAAGGAGGACACCUGGGUUCUGAUCAGCCUGGGCCAUAAAUGCAGCAGCUUGAACCUAAGCUCAGGGGAGUGUGCACCGCCCGACAGCGUCCCAUGCAGAGGUAGAGUACCUCUGCAUGGGACGCUGUCGGGUGUCGGUACUCUACCCAUGCAGACGUACAGUGCCUCUGCAUGGGAAGCUGUCGGGCGGUGCACACUCCACUUUCUUUCUAACAAAAUGCUUGAUGUAUAUGUUGCAUAGACUCAUUGAUCCUUUGUCUGUUGUCAGACAACCAGUGUUGGACAAUAACUAGUGUGAUGAAAGGAAUGAUAAACAGUACCCCAACCGGGAGGAUGUUUUAAGUUGACUACAUUUAUUCCCCCUCCCCCGCCUUUGUUAAAUAAACCCUGUUUUCUUGAGAACAGAA
This is a messenger RNA of Nerophis ophidion (straightnose pipefish), 1741 nucleotides long. RefSeq names its product secernin 2 (gene scrn2). The record is from RefSeq and is a predicted model, not a curated record. Gene Ontology annotation, biological process: proteolysis. The transcript is spliced from 8 exons. Lineage: Eukaryota; Metazoa; Chordata; Actinopteri; Syngnathiformes; Syngnathidae. Bases 109 to 1269 code for a protein of 386 amino acids. Gene Ontology annotation, molecular function: dipeptidase activity; cysteine-type exopeptidase activity.